Messenger RNA from Penaeus chinensis, 1233 nucleotides. RefSeq lists its product as uncharacterized. Bases 1 to 1233 code for a protein of 410 amino acids. The transcript has 6 exons. The record is from RefSeq and is a predicted model, not a curated record. Lineage: Eukaryota; Metazoa; Arthropoda; Malacostraca; Decapoda; Penaeidae.
AUGAAUGUAGAGAACCCAAGAGUAAAACUAGUGAUUGAUGCUGCAGAAGAAGGAGAGAUAGAGGAGGUUGGAGAAAUGGAAGUGACAACAGCAAUAAAAAAGAUGAAGAAUGGUAAAGCGGUGGAGCAUAUGCCAGAUGAAUGGAGAGAGGAUUGUGGAAACUACCAGGGCAUCAAACUAACCUCACAUACCCUAAAGAUGCAGAUAAUGGAGAAGUACAGGGAGGGGCAAGAAGAACUACAUUGUAUCUUCAAUGAUCUAGAGCAGGGUUUGGGAACCCCUGAUCUAGAGAAAGCUUACGAUCGGGUACCGAGACAAGAGGUAUGGAAUUGUUUGAGACUGAGGGGGGUGGAAGAGAAAUACAUCAGGUUGAUACAAGAUAUGUAUGAGAACAGUAAGACUGUGGUGAGGUGCGCGGCGGGUGAUACGGAGGAGUUUGAGGUAACGGUGGGGCUGCAUCAAGGGUCAGCACUUAGCCCAUUCUUGUUGGCAGUGAUUAUGGAUUGCAUGACGGAGGUAGUCCAGAGGGAAGCCCCGUGGGAUAUGCUGUUUGCGGACGAUGUAGUGGUGUGCGGGAAGACGAAGGAGGAGGUAGAGCUGAGAUUAGAGCUUUGGAGGAAUGCAAUGGAGACCAGAGGAAUGAGAGUCAGUAGACAGAAGACCGAGUAUUUGAAGAUGAAGGUAGGAGAAGAGGACGAAGAGGAUGAUGAUGAGGAUGUAACACCGGUAAAGAUACAGGGUGAGGACGUGAAUCAGGUAAAAGAGUUUAAGUACCUUGGCUCCACAGUGCAGGAAGAUGGAGGUUCGGACAGGGAAGUCACAAAAUGCAUACAAGCAGGUUGGGGUGCGUGGAAGAAAGUAACAGGGGUGAUGUGUGAUAGAAAAGUGCCAGAUGUGGUGAAAGGAAAAAUGUACAAGACCAUAGUAAGACCAGCAAUGAUCUAUGGCAUGGAGGCGGUAGCUGUGACGAAAGCACAGGAGAAGAAAAUACAGGUAGCCGAAAUGAAGAUGCUGAGGUGGUCAUUGGGGUUCACAAAGUUGGAUAAAGCCUAUUACACAGUUCUAAUAUCGUCUUCGAUGGCUUGCGGCACUUCACGGCAGUCAACAAGAGCAAACAAUAUCUUGCAGUUCUAUGGGACGCCAUAUAUCCGCCGCCACACACUAAAUUGGCCAGAAACAUGCUUCAUUCCAGUAUCACCGGAAAGUAUAUUCAGUGAAAGAAUAAUGAAGUGA